This is a messenger RNA of Gracilinanus agilis (Agile Gracile Mouse Opossum), 1306 nucleotides long. RefSeq names its product serine and arginine rich splicing factor 2 (gene SRSF2). The transcript is spliced from 3 exons. NCBI's taxonomy places the organism in Eukaryota, Metazoa, Chordata, Mammalia, Didelphimorphia, Didelphidae. The record is from RefSeq and is a predicted model, not a curated record. Gene Ontology annotation, molecular function: RNA binding. The coding region runs from base 308 to 973 and encodes 221 amino acids.
UACCGCCAUUUUGUGAGAAGGGUGAUAAACGGGCGCUGGGUUGUAGCGUCCCAUUCAGUUACUUUUCAGGUGAGGGAGGAGGAAGGUCGUGCAGGCAUUGCGAGGGUCGUGAAACCGGACCAAGUCCCCCAAGUUCCCUUCCACCGACACAGCCGCAGGUCUCUCUGAAGAGAAAGGGUCACCGGAGCCUCCGAGUUGCGGCGAACCGUCGGGGUCGCUGCUGCCACCUCUAGCUGAGCGCGCGCGCAGGCCCUCCCAGGGCGUUGAUUUCUCGGCGCGCAGCCUUCGGGCCGAGCCCUCGCCGGCCAUGAGCUACGGGCGUCCUCCCCCAGACGUGGAGGGGAUGACCUCCCUGAAGGUGGACAACCUGACAUAUCGUACCUCGCCAGACACUCUGCGGCGAGUCUUUGAGAAGUACGGCCGAGUGGGCGAUGUCUACAUCCCCCGCGAUCGCUACACCAAGGAGUCCCGUGGCUUCGCCUUCGUGCGCUUCCACGACAAGCGCGACGCCGAAGAUGCCAUGGACGCCAUGGACGGCGCCGUGCUUGACGGCCGGGAGCUGCGGGUGCAGAUGGCCCGCUACGGCCGCCCGCCAGACUCCCACCACAGCCGCCGAGGACCGCCGCCCCGCAGGUACGGGGGAGGCGGCUACGGACGCCGGAGCCGCAGCCCGAGACGGCGUCGCCGCAGCCGUUCUCGAAGCAGGAGUCGCUCCAGAUCCCGAAGCCGAUCUCGUUACAGCCGGUCCAAGUCUCGUUCUCGUACUCGAUCCAGAUCUCGAUCUACCUCCAAGUCCAGGUCUGCCCGGAGAUCCAAAUCCAAGUCUUCGUCGGUCUCCAGAUCUCGGUCCAGGUCCAGAUCCAGGUCUAGAUCCAGAAGUCCUCCGCCGGUAUCGAAGAGGGAAUCAAAGUCUAGAUCUCGAUCCAAGAGCCCCCCCAAGUCUCCCGAAGAGGAAGGAGCAGUUUCUUCUUAGGAUAAUGAUACGGCUGAAAGCAACAUAAUGGAUGACUUGGGGGGAAAAGACCACAUUCAGUCCAUUGAAGAGUCCCUGGAACAAGCAACUGGCUAUUGAAAAGGUUAUUUUGUAACAUUUUGUCUAACUUUUUAACUUGUUUUAAGCUGCCUCAGAUGGCAAGCUUCAUUUUAUGUGCCAUUUUGUUGCUGUUAUUCAAAUUUCUUGUAAUUUAGUGAAGUGAACGACUACAGAUUUCAUUAUUGGCUUUGGAUAUUUGAGGUAAAUUUUCACUUUUGUUUUAUAUAGUGCUGAUUUUUGUUUGAAAUUAAACAGACUCCUCCCAUAACCUAA